Messenger RNA from Dreissena polymorpha, 660 nucleotides. RefSeq lists its product as uncharacterized. The coding region runs from base 1 to 660 and encodes 219 amino acids. The transcript has a single exon. NCBI's taxonomy places the organism in Eukaryota, Metazoa, Mollusca, Bivalvia, Myida, Dreissenidae. The record is from RefSeq and is a predicted model, not a curated record.
AUGGACAACUCGACAUCUACAGAUAUAUCAUCUAUCGCUGCUGCUACAGAUGUAUCAUCUAUUGCUGCUGCUACAGAUGUAUCAUCUAUUGCUGCUGCUACAGAUGUAUCAUCUAUCGCUGCUGCUACAGAUGUAUCAUCUAUCGCUGCUGCUACAGAUGUAGCAUCUAUCGCUGCUGCUACAGAUGUAUCAUCUAUUGCUGCUGCUACAGAUAUAUCAUCUAUCGCUGCUGCUACAGAUGUAUCAUCUUACGCUGCUGCUACAGAUGUAUCAUCUAUUGCUGCUGCUACAGAUGUAUCAUCUAACGCUGCUGCUACAGAUGUAUCAUCUAUCGCUGCUGCUACAGAUGUAUCAUCUAACGCUGCUGCUACAGAUGUAUCAUCUAUCGCUACUGCUACAGAUGUAUCAUCUAUCGCUGCUGCUACAGAUGUAUCAUCUAACGCUGCUGCUACAGAUGUAUCAUCUAACACUGCUGCUACAGAUGUAUCAUCUAUCGCUGCUGCUACAGAUGUAUCAUCUAACGCUGCUGCUGCGGAUGUAUCAUCUAUCGCUGCUGCUAAAGAUGUAUCAUCUAACGCUGCUGCUACAGAUGUAUCAUCUAUUGCUGCUGCUACAGAUGUAUCAUCUAACGCUGCUGCCUGCUACAGAUGUAUCAUCUAG